AUGACAACUAGUUAUGUAUCAAAUGUCUACAUUGAUUUGCCAUCUGAAAAUCGGAAGAAAUCAAAAUUAUUCAUUGGAAUACUUCAUGUCAUUCUCGGAGGAAUAAUUGGAUAUUUAUCGACAAGGAUUACUUUCAAUAUCACAAUCUGUCUGUUUCUCGUCAUUCUCUCCUUCAUGUUCUCAAUUAAUUCAUAUAAUUAUUUAACUGUGAAUUCAUAUUUAUUAUGUGAACAUCGAUGGUACAAAUGGGAAUUCCAAGAAUCGAGAGGCAUCAUUUGCCACGUCAUCAGAAGACGACGUCAUCUCUCGAAUCCCUCGGAAAUUCUGAAUUCUUCGUCUUCUCAAAAAGGAUAUUUCCAAUAUGAAGAUGAUAUUCAAUUGGAUCAGAAAUAUUAUAACGAAUAUUUGAAGCAUUGA
Caenorhabditis remanei is the source of this 417-nucleotide messenger RNA. RefSeq lists its product as uncharacterized. Bases 1 to 417 code for a protein of 138 amino acids. The transcript has 2 exons. Lineage: Eukaryota; Metazoa; Nematoda; Chromadorea; Rhabditida; Rhabditidae. The record is from RefSeq and is a predicted model, not a curated record.